This is a messenger RNA of Bemisia tabaci, 10446 nucleotides long. It is a transcript of the gene klu, whose product is annotated as zinc finger protein klumpfuss. NCBI's taxonomy places the organism in Eukaryota, Metazoa, Arthropoda, Insecta, Hemiptera, Aleyrodidae. The record is from RefSeq and is a predicted model, not a curated record. Gene Ontology annotation, cellular component: nucleus. Gene Ontology annotation, biological process: regulation of gene expression.
UAACCUCUGACGGCAGGCGUGUCGCCCGUCGCUCCUCGGAUGCGAUUACAAACGUGCGUGCAGUGCUUUCUGUUUUCACCGUUGCGUUCGGCUCGCUUCGUCAUCAUUGCCAAGCCAAAACACCCCCGCCCCGAGGCUCCCCGUCCAGGAACUCGAGCGAAAAUCCCUGUGCGGAUCGGCGGCGUUGUGUGCGAUCAUCCCGAGCCGCGUUUGUAAACAAACUCAAAGUGCGUUGACCAAUCCCCCGCGCCCGCGCGCCGCGGCAAGAGCGUCGAGAAAAAAUCGCGGGUUAGUGACAGUGUGAAAUCCGGACGAGUUGCACGAGUGGUGGUGUGAUUGUGCAGUGAUGAGAGGAAAUUCUAUAUUUUUUCAAGCUUACGUUUUUCUAAACCUAGCAAAUUGUUGUUGUCUCUUUCGAAUUUUAUCUCGUUGAUUUGAAAAUUGGAUUUACCUAUUGGCUGUAACGUUUGUUCACCCAUCUUUACAUCGACUGGCAUCAUGUAUCCGCUCUUCAGUUCCAAGUUUUCAUCGGUAGAGCAGACGCCAACCUGAUCCGACUUUACGAUCGCUGUGUGGACAUCUCUGGGCUUUGGAUGCGAGCUUCGAUUUCGAAAAUGAGGUGCGUUGUGGCUGAGCCACGGGUUUAGCCGCGCCAUGCGUUUGGUCGCGGCCGACAAGGAGACAAGCGCCACUGCGAGGCCCGCCCGGGGCUUCGCACCAUGUUGAUGACGAUGGCCGAAAUCGAGCCGUCCACCGCCCCGCUACACCAUGCCGUCUUUAACAACAACAACAACAACUACGGCCGCCACAACAAACAACGGAAACGGAAAAGACUGAGCCAGGUGGUCGACAAGCUGACGACCCAGGUGGCCGCGCCCUUGCUCAACAACAACGUCGCGCAUCACAACAACAACAACGAGGAAGCCGAGGUGAAGGUCAAGCGGGAGGAUGACGUCAUGUUGAGCGGAGGUCGAGGGGACAUGGCGCCACACGUGUUCAGAUUCGACGCCGCCGACCGGGAGCGCUACCACAGCACCAUCUCCGAGGAGGAAGAGGACGUCUUCAGCCCCGGCUCCUCCUCCAACAAGUCCCCGCACAGCUCCAACACCGACUCGCCCAAGAUCAGCUUCAGCCCCCUUAGGAUUAAAGACAGUAGUGUAGAGGAUGACGUGGACGUCGGAACCCCGCCCCCGCCGCGACUCCAGAUCAAGAGCCUGGCGGAUCUCACCGCGGAGGAGAGGCACCAUCUCAGCUCCCAGCCGAGGUACCGCGGCUGCUCCUGCAGCCACUGCGCCGCCGGCCUCUGGCUACACCCCCACCACCCAGUCACCGCCCCCAUGUCCCCGCUCAUGCCCAACUCGGCCGCCCCCGCCCCCGUGUAUAGCUUCGAACAUUAUCUACACUCCAAGUACCUGCCCGACUAUUUCCGAAGAAGAAGUCACUCGGACUCGGACCUGCCCCUCUGGUUCGAGGCCAAGACCGAGAGGUUCGACAAGAAUGCUCAAGAGCGCGGGACCGUCCUCCGGCAGCACGGGCGACCGCUGUCCGUUCCGCACCCGCUCAACCUCCAGCGCGGAAGCUCCGGGAAGGGCGGCUCCCUGGAGUCGGAGCAGUCCUCGCCGCAAGACUCGCCGCUGGACCUGUCGAUGAAGGGGAGCCGGGAGCGGGUCGGGAGCAGCACCAGCUCGGACUCGAUGCUCACCCCCUACGGCGACCACCUCCCGCUGCAGCCCUUCCAGAUGCUCCCGCUCGGGUUCAUGCCUCCCAGAGGCACCGUCUCAGUUCCUGUGGUCAAGGGCGACGUAGCGUCGCCGACGACGAAGGAGUCGGUGGCCUACAGGUACAACCUGGAGGUCUCGCCGGUCGUCGAGGAGAUGCCGCCCGGCUCGGACGUGGCGUACGUCUGCCCCAUCUGCGGCCAGAUGUUCAGCCUCCACGACCGCCUCGCCAAACACAUGGCGUCCCGCCACAAGAGCGCCAAACAAAGUGAUUCUAGUGCCAAAGCUUAUCUCUGCGAAGUUUGCAAGCGGUCCUUCGCCCGGAGCGACAUGCUGACGAGGCAUAUGCGGCUCCACACCGGCGUCAAACCGUACACGUGCAAGGUUUGCGGGCAAGUGUUCUCCAGGUCGGACCACCUGUCGACCCACCAAAGGACUCACACCGGGGAGAAGCCCUACAAGUGUCCGCAGUGCCCCUACGCUGCGUGUCGUCGGGAUAUGAUCACGCGACACAUGCGGACGCAUAUGAGGGUGGAAUCCGGCGGCCAAGACUCGACGCCCAUCGAGGACCUUCCUCUGUCUCCCGGUCAAAGCGGGGCCUCCCAGCCAGCGCAUUCGCCCAUGGACGUGAGUGCCCGGGAUCUGGACUAAGCCACCAGUCCACCGGCUUCUCCCGAGCCCAUCGCCCCUUGCCGCUAUUCCACUCCCAAAACCAAAGAUUAUACAUUCAUGCAUCCUUUCCACUUGUCUUCAGCGCGUUCUUCCGUCUUUCUUUUUACUGGCGAGACAUUAUCAGGGUAUGAAACGGCGCAACAAUGCAAAGCAUGCUUUACUUUUAAAGUACCUUCUCAAGCUUCCACAAUUACAGAGUGAAAACAAGCUCUUAUUGUUUUUUUUUUUUUUUUUUUUGCACAUUCUGUGACUGCAUACGGAGUAAAAUUAGCGAAAAUAAAUCUUAAAAUGCAAAAAAGUUGAAAAAUUAAGUGGUAUUUCGCUGCUUAUAUUACUUAUCCCAAGAAGUUGUCCAAUAACCGAUACAAUUUUAUCACCUCAUACCUUUAAGCCUAUUGGUAUAUUAAUCCUCGGUAAUAUGGAUGGAUUAAUUUAUUAUUCUGUCAUUUUUUUGUUUUUCGAAAUGUACUUUAAAGUAAAUGAAACAAUUCUCAUAAAUAAUCAAUUUUCCCCCAAAAUUCGAAUUUUUGGAUACUUAUGUACUAUUUUUUGGCCGCUCGAUUUGCUUUUGGACGCAUGAUCUAGCUUCAUCAUUAGCGCCGCCAUCUCUCAAAAUUUCUCGCCUAGUAAAGGAGAUUUAGGUCGUCUUUGUACAUACUAUACAUGAUAGUUGUUUUCCUGUGCCAUUUGUUUUCCUAUAAAACUGCUGGUCAGUUGAUGUUGAAUGUAGUUAAUUUAAUUCGGAAAUUUUUUUUAAAAAAAUUUUUUAAAAUGACUAGUAAAAGAUAUGGUCUGCUUAUUCUCUGUCCUUUGCGUAUCCGUUUUAACAUUCAAUGUUGAAAUUUCAAUGUUCAAGUAAAAACGCUCCCCAAUGAAAUAGGUCCUUUGAUACUUUGCCGUUACGUUUGUUAAGUUUAACAAGAAAAUAUAUUUCGCUCAGUCUAGGUACCUCUUCUGUUCAAGUUUUAUGUGAAAUAUUUUGAAAUUAUCACUUGCGUUUCUUCUUGUUUCACUUUUUAUCGUGGUUAAAUGUUUCUGUUAAUCUUAUUAUUAUUGGCACUGUUAGCUAGUUGAAUAAUUUAUGUUUUUUAACUAGUUAUGAUAGAUUUUAAAGACAAAUCUUUUGACUUUAAUGAACAUACCUACGUUUAAUUAUAAUACAAUCCGGAGAUUGACAGAGAACUUCAAAUUAUUUUAUCUAAAAAUAUUUUUGUAUUUUAUACAAUAUAUAUUUUAAUUCAAAAUUGUCAUGAUGUAGGUCCCGACCUCUAUAAUUAAAGCACCUACUAACUUUUGCCUUUUUAGACCUAUAUUUUCAGUACACUAAACUGUUAGGCUCAUAUUCUGUUAAUAACCGAUUUUGCAGGAAAAUUUCCUCUGAAAGUCAUGUAAAUUUACAGCGACACAUUCUACUCAUUAUAUAUUUUUUCAAGAGUUUUCUCCCCAAAUAUAAAAACGAAACUGUGUCCGUUUGCUUUUGAACCGAACAGAGUUAAAUGAAGAAGAACCUAGGUGAGAUCUUAAAAUUUUGCUCCUGCAUUAGACUCAAUGUUUAGCAUAAAAUGAACUCAGCUUAAAAGCAUUUAAAUGUUUCCGUUAAAUUGUUGCUACUUGGGCCGCUCAUUUGUAGAAAGAGCGUAAACUGGACUGCAGUUUGCAAUUUGGAACUUUAAAGUCUGGCUCCUCUGGAAUAACACUUGUGUGCAUAGGGAAACUAAUGGCACAUGCGUUGUUUUUAAGCUGGGCUAGAAUUCAUAGUUCCAAAUUGCAAAAUGUAGUCCAACUGAUCCAUAGCAAACUGAUGAAUUCUGUUGGCAACAUUCAUGGAAGGAAAAUCAGGCGCAGUAGAAUGAAUGUGGGAAAAUCCGCAACAAAAGCCCCCGAUCUCCAUUGGCGUGCACGCUGCACUGACUGCACUCUGCACUGGCGCGUCGAAUGCAGUUUGACCUUGCCCGCUCGGUGCAGCGCCGCGUCGCGUCUUUAUCGAUCUUAAACACUUGUCGCCUCCACCCACACCGCGCACCCGCCUUCCCCGCCCGCCCUCCGCUCUACCCCCGCGCUGAUUCCGAAACUGUGUCAGUGUUAUAAUAACACACCACAGCCGUGCUAACAAAAAAAACCGCGUCAACAUCCAGACGUUGCCAGCUUUUCUGCAAUUAAUUAUUUAUUUUUCAAGAGAGUCGAGAGUAUUUUUCUUUGAAAUAUUUAGACCUGUCGGAUUGUGAAUUAAAAUAUUUGCAAAAUUGGAAGGGAAAGAUUGUAAAAAAAUUCCAGGAAAUUGGUAUUUAUCACAGGGAAUAUGGUAACGUCGGAAGGCUCACACGGCGCUCUGUUUUCGGGAUAAGUAAAAUAAUGGACUUUUCGCAGUAAGGAGCUAAGCCGGCUCUUACGUAAAAGCACCUAUCUAUGUAGGGAAACUAAUGACACGCAUGCUGUUUUUAAAAUGAGCCAGGUAUUGUAGUUCCAAAUUGGAUUAUGUAGUCCAAAUUGUCCUCGCUUUUUUCUCUUGUGGCUGCGUCGUUCUCAAUAUAUUCCAUUUUCGAUGAUUGUAGCGUAAAAACCCCAGUUAAUUUUCUCCCUUGGUUUAAUGCCUUAUAUUUGCCAACGUCCAAAUCCUUUUCUCAAGGAAAAUUUCUUGUUUACGAUAAGUUAUAAAUUCAUCAAUGCUUGACCAAUGGGAAAGUAAUCAAUUUAAAUUCUCAAAGUAGAAUCUGAUUGUUCACAUGAGUACCAUCGAAUAGCGAAGUAUCGAAUAUCGCAAAAUUGACGUGGCUGCUGCAUUUCCUCUCCUCUGACGAUUUCCUGGCAACUUCAAUAUUUCUGAGAAUCUUUAAAUUGUACCUUUGACCUUCGGAAAUCGUUCCUAUCCGUUCGUCUCCUUCUUCUUUCUCAGUUCUAAUUUAAAAUUAACAAAGCAGAUAUGUUUUUUUCAAAUAAUACUCCCAAAAUACAGCUCAUACGUGAUUAAUGAGAGGAGCUGUGCUGUUUCAUGAUUAUGUGUCCUGUCGGUUGGUUUUAAAUGUAUUGUAGACGUGUGGUACGAUAAACUCAUACACGCUGUAAAGGUCCUUACUCAACAUUUCAUCUUUUGUUAGAGUAGCCUCUAUUUGAUCAACUUCUUCAUAUUAUCACACAUUAAUCCUAAAGUAUCCACCUUUAGAUUAACUGUUGCUUAUGUAUGUUCUCAAUUGCUCAAUGUAAACAUUUUUAUUACUCCUCUGCUCAAAAUAUGAAAUAUCUCAUAAAAAAGGAAAACAAUAAUUUUUUAGUGGAUGUAAGUUACAGAUGCUUUCUUUUAGUCAAAUUUUCUUUCUUUGUUGGUCGAAAGGUUGUUUCUUUUCAAUUCUUUCGUUCGAUUGAUGCAAAAUUAGGUACUUUUAUAUUUUUUUACUGACUUCUCUCAUUUUAGGCGCAAAUUUGACGUCCUUUAACUAUAAACUUCUACUCUUAAAACAUGUAUCUAGUUAUAAAUGUAAAUCAACAGUAAUUGUUACCCUUGAUUUUCAAAAAAGUAUGGUAUCAGCUGGAUAGGUCAUUGCUCAGUGAGCCGAUUUUUACUAAUCUGGGAGAGAAAACAAAUGUUUAAUUGCAUCAAGGGGUCAAUCUCCUUGCAACAAUACAAAACCACCUUGUGGAGGAUGUUUUCUGCUCUUUACAAUAAUGUUCAAUAUUUCUGCUCCCAAAGUAGUAAAUCGUCUCAUCGGUUUUGUUUUAAAAAGUGUUAAAAGUUGAAAUUUAUUUUUCUAAGAAAUUAAUUAUCUAUUUUACAAAUUCGAAACUCUUUGUGCCUAAAAAGAAAAGGAAAAUAUUAAAAUAUGAUACCGGUGAUUUGUUAUUAAGAUGGCGGUCGCUUUAACUAAGGCUAAGCCAAUGUAGGAUGAGUAUUAUGCUCCAAGAGGGAGGGGGAAAUAGCGAGAGAGGUCGUAUUUUUAUAUGGAAGGGGUCAAAACUAAUGGCAUCAUUGCUCGCAACAAGUGAUUUGUCAAACCAGCUCCAUUGUUGAACUGUACUCAGUAUUUGGAUAUUCCGGCUGAUAUCCAUGCCAAUGAACAAGUCAAGAAAUAACUGAGCUUUCGAGAUUUCGAAUCUCGAGUUAUUAACGAUAGAUUUCUUUUGUCAUGGGCCAGCUUUUGGUUAACAGUACAAAUAACUCAUUGUGAUAGGCUGAACUCGGUUCAUUCAUCAUUCUUAAUGAUAUAUUUUUGUUACACUAAAUUUUUUAGCUGAUUGAAUUUUCAUACUGCAGCCAAUACCGUAAAUAUUCAAAAAAACAUUACAUUUAUGUGUAAUUAUUGCAGAGUAAAUUAUGUUUUAUUUUUCUGGCACGAAAGACGGCGGAAAAAAUACCGACGUUUUGAGUUUAUAAGUAGAUAAAAGUGUUUGUUGUCUGGCAUUACUUGUGAUAGUAAUUUCUUUUUCUUCAAAAUGCCGGAGAACUAAACAUUUGCUGGUUGAUAUUUUCGCACCUAAUUCUGUUUUCUUGUUUCCACAAUUUAUCUAGUAUUUGGCGACUGAUCAUCAGUUGUUUUAUUGUUUUAAGUCGGUAAAACGUCCCUCCUUUGUGUUUUAUUUUCUUUUUGAUGUUUUCCUCGAGAUUUUCAGAGUAAGGUCCGUAAAUUCUUCCUCCAUUGGUGUGUUGGAAAUUAGGUGCCUUUUUAGUUCUGGCAUGUUCAGAGAGUUUUUAGUUUCCAUUAACGGUAUUUAAAUUUAUACAUGUUUUUACAGUUGCUAAUCAUUAAUUGUUCCUCAAGUAACUGUUAAUGCUGCUUUCCUCGAAAAUUUAUUUUCUGAACCGUUUAAAUCGUGCAUCUUCUCAUGAACCCGCUGUUUCAGUAGAGGCUUGAAUGUUUCGUAGAUGUUUCUGCUAAACUUAUGAAAUUAUGAAUACUAUCCCAUCUAUUCUUUCACUUUUCCUCUUGUGUUAAAAGAUCCUUUCUUAAGUCGUUCAUUUUUGACUACUAGAGAAUUGUAAGUGUCAUAAUAUUGAUGUUUAUGAGCAUUAAUUUUCAUAUAAAUGAGUCCGCUUGAUUACACCUAAUACCUACUCAUCUCCUCAAAAUGCCUAUGAACAAUUACAUAUAUGAGUCAGAUCCAAAAGGCCAACUCAGAUAGAUUCCAUCACUUUAGUGGCGUUGAGGAUAUAAUUCAGAAUAAAGAAAAAGGAGACAAGUUAUAGCUAGGAUGCUCACACAGUAUAACUAUUACUUUAAAUUGAAAACAAUGUCUAACUCAUCAUUCAAAUAGCUGUGGAAAUUUACUCUCGUCAAAAAUUCUGCAUUUUUUCUAAAAAAAAAUGACUUGAAGUGCACGCGUCUUAUUCUAUCCUUUACUUCAUAGUCUCGGAAGUCCAUGCUUCCUUUCGGAAGUUUUUUUUUUUCUCCUUCUUUUUUUCAAAUCUACUAUUCUUGUUAAACUAUGCAGAUCCCUUUCAUCCCUUUCUUUCUUUGUAAAAAUUUAGUUUUCGUAACCUAUCAGUGUUGUACUCACGUAGAAGCUCAAUAUUUGCAAUAGUCGUGUAAUCAUUUACAAUCUCUCUUACCAUCUUGUAUUUUUAUCCACAACCUCUAAUUACAGAAGACUAUCCCGCACCCCUGCCUCAUGAUCAAAAUUAAUUUUCCGUUCUAACUAGAAUUGUCUUCAUUGCGUAUUAUAUUCACUAUGGUUUCAUAUUAUUGUACACAAUAAUAUCAUCACUACUUGUUCUUCAUUGAAACCGAUAAACAACGUCCCUAACCAAGUUAAUCAGCAGCAGUUCAACUUAAAACCCAAUGUCAAAAAUGAGGUGAUCCCAUCAUUCAAGAUUUUCGUUAAAAAUAACCAAUACUUAAUUUUGGACAAUGUACUAACAAAAAUCAGGAAAAUCUCAGCGAUGACUGUCAUUCAAGAAAAUAGGGAGAGAGAGAGAGGGAGAGAAAAUCAAUCAUACAGCAUGUAAUGAAAAUUCCGUUACAUUCCUUUUUCUAUACUAGAUUUGUAAUCUCAAUUUUAGUGGCAUCGUCUAACUUUUUGUAUUCAUUUGCCAUAUGUACGUAGCAUUUACUCAUUUUCUUUCAUUGCAUGUUCGUUUUCUCCACUCUCUCAUUAAUCUUCAAUUUAAGUUCCCCCUUUUAACGUCCAUCAUUAACAUCUUAUUAACUUGAACUGAUACUACGAUACGUAGGUAAUAGCAAAUUACGCGUUUAUAUGUUACUGCCAAAGUCACUGAUUGUGGGAAACAUGUUUCAGAUAAUAAUUUCUGCACGAGAAUCCUGUUUGAGUCUACUGAUAAUGUCUUCAAUGUGAUAGGGCGUCUCUUUAAAAUAACAACAAUUCCGUUUGAAACAAGGAGCUUUCCUGUUGACGCAACUAGAAUUCUCGUCUGGAAAUUAUUAGUUGGAAUCUUCAUUAAUCCAACAGAAAAUUUUUCUCCGUGCAGUGUAUACUGGCUAAAAUGGGUGGUAAAAGUCUGUCGCAAUAAAAGUUUCCUGAUUGUGUCACAUUUUUAUGGCUAAAAUUGUAAUAUUUUUUAACAGUCACCGUUUUAUCGGCCGGAUUUAAGUAUUUACGGAUUUUAUCAACUCAAAUGAUAGAAUUGCUUAGUGAUAUCUUACGCUGAUGCCCAACACAGUGUUUUUAAAAAGAAGUUUCAAAUUGAAUCGUAGAAUUCUAAAUACCUCAAAGCUACAGCGCACGUAUGAAAAGCUAAUGAAACAAUAACAGAGAGAGAUAUCAGAACUGUGUAACUAAUCUUUGUUUACAAAAAAGAAGUUUCGGGUGGAAAAGAGGAGACUUUCUUUCUUCAUUUCCUACUUUAAGAUCAAUGUAAGAACAAUCAUGUAAGUUUACUAUAGUCAAAUAUUCAUUGACGGUGGCUCUGAUCCUAUAAUUUCACACCAACUUUCUUACGUCAUAUCCGUUUCCAGCCUAUGUAUCUGGUGAAAUGGAACUGUAGCUAAUUAUCCUUGAUAAUUUUCUGCGAUUUUUAAAAAUCAGCUGAAACUCAAAAGGUUAAUGAUCAGUAUGAGUUGAUAAUGUUCCGUCAACUUAUUUUUUUAGCUCUCAUACAAAUAUUAACGCAGGUGGACUUUAAUCUUGCCAUUUUCAUAUAUCUAACAUGGCAUCAUUCUCCUUCAGUUAUUUUUCCAAUAUUAUGAUCCUUCUUUUUCUGUGGUAAGCAUAUCUCUGCAUCAGUCCAUCAUUUACUUCUUCUCUAAGUUAUAAGAAAAGCAUUAGCAUCUAGAGAGAAUUAAAUAAUCCUGUCUCUCUUUACCCCUUCUCUCUCUCUUUCUUCCAUUGGAAAAUUUUGGUCUUAAGAGUCUGUAACUUUCGUAAUUUUCGUAAUAUUGUGUAUUUUUGGAUCUCAAUCAGUUUUUGUUCUCGUCACUCAAUUUUUCUGAAGCUUUUGUUAUCAACAUAUUAUAUAAUUUGAAGAUCUAAUCAGACAUUUUUUGUUCUUUAUUAUUAUCAUUUUUACAUCAUUUUUUAUGAUGAUAUUUUCCUUGUUUUCUUUCGCAAGGCUCAAUUUUGAUCAAAGGACUAUUAACCAAACGUUAUAAUCAAUGGGACUCUAUUAAUACUUUCCUUUCAGUAGAUGCGUUUACUUUGCGUUUUAUUUUCCUAUUUAGUCUUACGUUCAUUUUAAAUUGAAUAAACAAUGUGAGAAUAAAAUUUCGUAAAUGUUGAUUUCUUUGAGAUUUUUUGUUUAAAAAAAGUAUUCAACGAUUUUGCGAUGAUUUUGAAUACAUUUUGUCCACCAAAGCGUAAAAAAUCAAUUAAAAAACAGGAGAAUCCAUUGUUCUAGUUCACAACCAUGCAGUAAAUGUUGAAGCUAUCGAUUUUCGCUCGAUAUGCGAAUGUAAAAUUAUUAUUUUUACUCUUGUAAUUUUUCAACCAUGUUUUUCGUUUCUUUGCUCUUUUGUCUGUAUUAUUUUCUUAAUUUAUUUGUAAAUUCCUCUCUGUAUAUUUUUGUUUAGUUUAUUUAUUCUCUUUUAACUGAUUUGCACCCUUUUAUGUCCUUAAUUGUACAUUUAAAAAAUGAUGUAAAGAAUUAUAAUUUGUUUUUUUUCAAAAAAUGAAA